AUGAAGCUCUCCAUCUUCCUCCCACUGGCAGCCUUCCUAUCCAUGACCGCCGCCGAGAUCGCAAUCAUCAAUGACGGUGUCAGCCUCUGCUUGAACCGAUGUCUGACCGAAGCUGCAGCUGUCGCGGGAUGUAUCUCCCAGUAUGACACGGCGUGUACUUGCACAAGCCCUGCAUUCAGGGAUACGGUGCAAGUGUGUUUGAAGGAUGCUUGCACGGCGGAGGAUGCAGAAGAGGCGCAGGAGCUUCAUGAAGAACGUUGUGGGACGCCACCUAGCAAGAGUGAUGAUUGUUCGCGGUCUUGA
Molecule: messenger RNA, 303 nt
Organism: Penicillium subrubescens
Lineage: Eukaryota; Fungi; Ascomycota; Eurotiomycetes; Eurotiales; Aspergillaceae
Product: CFEM domain-containing protein
Exons: 3
Coding region: 1-303 (100 amino acids)
Source: RefSeq, a predicted model, not a curated record